Molecule: messenger RNA, 456 nt
Organism: Fusarium musae
Lineage: Eukaryota; Fungi; Ascomycota; Sordariomycetes; Hypocreales; Nectriaceae
Exons: 2
Coding region: 1-456 (151 amino acids)
Molecular function (GO): catalytic activity
Source: RefSeq, a predicted model, not a curated record
AUGAACUCACCGCCUUACAAGUGGACAACAACGAGAGCGCUUGAACUGCUCAAGAAUGAUUCCAUUUCGGUGGAGGCGUAUGCCCAAUCGCUCCUGGGCCGUAUCCAGGAGAGAGAUCGCGCUACCAAAGCAUGGGCGUAUCUCGGUAAGUCCCUGAAAGAAAUGGAGGAAACAAUCGUGCACCUCAAUCACAUGGCUCACGGAGAACAAGAUCCCGAGCUCGUACUGAGCCAAGCUCGACUUCUGGACAAUGUUCCCAUUGCGGAAAGAGGACCUUUACAUGGGCUCGCUGUCGGAAUCAAGGAUAUGAUGGCCACGAAAGAUACGCCCACAGAAUAUGGCUCUCGCAUCUACGGCGGACACCAACCAAGUGCCGACUCACAUGCGGUUUCAAUUCUUCGAGCGGCUGGUGCACUUAUCUUUGGUUCGCAACACACUCAAAUCACUUUUCCCUAG